Aquila chrysaetos chrysaetos is the source of this 1856-nucleotide messenger RNA. It is a transcript of the gene SSBP2, whose product is annotated as single stranded DNA binding protein 2. Gene Ontology annotation, cellular component: nucleus. The record is from RefSeq and is a predicted model, not a curated record. Gene Ontology annotation, molecular function: protein binding; single-stranded DNA binding. NCBI's taxonomy places the organism in Eukaryota, Metazoa, Chordata, Aves, Accipitriformes, Accipitridae. The coding region runs from base 174 to 1280 and encodes 368 amino acids. Gene Ontology annotation, biological process: positive regulation of transcription by RNA polymerase II. The transcript is spliced from 17 exons.
AGGGAGCAGCCCGUCCGGGUCUCCGCCUGUCGAUCACCGGGCGGGGGGGCGUGCCCGGCCGGCCGGCCGGCCAAUGGGCUGUGUGUGUGGCGGCGUCUCCAUGGUGACGGGGCUGUUCCCGGGGAGGCUGUGAUGGGUUGACAGGUGCGUGACAGUCGGAGCUCUCUGCAGGCAUGUACGGCAAAGGCAAGAGCAACAGCAGCGUCCCGUCCGACAGCCAGGCCAGGGAGAAAUUAGCACUGUAUGUAUAUGAAUAUCUGCUCCAUGUAGGAGCACAGAAAUCAGCCCAGACGUUUUUAUCAGAGAUAAGAUGGGAAAAAAAUAUCACACUGGGGGAGCCCCCAGGAUUCUUGCAUUCCUGGUGGUGUGUAUUUUGGGAUCUCUACUGUGCUGCUCCAGAAAGACGAGAAACAUGUGAACAUUCAAGUGAAGCAAAAGCCUUUCAUGACUAUAGUGCUGCAGCAGCUCCCAGUCCAGUGCUAGGAAACAUUCCCCCAGGAGAUGGCAUGCCAGUAGGUCCUGUACCACCGGGGUUUUUUCAGCCUUUCAUGUCCCCUCGGUACCCUGGAGGUCCAAGGCCACCUUUAAGAAUACCCAAUCAGGCACUUGGAGGUGUCCCAGGAAGUCAGCCAUUAUUGCCUAGCGGGAUGGACCCAACACGGCAGCAAGGGCAUCCAAACAUGGGUGGGCCAAUGCAGAGAAUGACUCCUCCAAGGGGAAUGGUUCCGUUAGGACCACAGUCUGACCCUUGGUUAUCAUUGCAGAACUAUGGAGGUGCAAUGAGACCCCCACUGAAUGCUUUAGGUGGCCCGGGGAUGCCUGGAAUGAACAUGGGUCCUGGGGGUGGUAGACCUUGGCCAAACCCAACCAAUGCCAAUUCUAUACCUUAUUCUUCAGCAUCUCCUGGGAACUAUGUAGGUCCUCCAGGAGGUGGAGGGCCACCAGGAACACCUAUCAUGCCUAGUCCUGCAGAUUCAACCAACUCUGGAGACAACAUGUACACUUUAAUGAAUGCAGUACCACCUGGACCCAACAGACCUAAUUUUCCAAUGGGGCCAGGGUCAGACGGACCUAUGAGUGGACUGGGUGGAAUGGAUUCACAUCAUAUGAAUGGAUCAUUAGGCUCAGGAGACAUGGACAGUAUUUCCAAAAACUCUCCGAGUAAUAUGAGCAUGAGUAAUCAGCCUGGCACUCCCAGGGAUGACAGUGAGAUGGGUGGAAACUUCUUAAACCCUUUUCAGAGCGAGAGCUACUCCCCUAGCAUGACAAUGAGUGUGUGAUCCGUUAACAAGUCUCGCCAUGAAGACCACAGUGAGUUGGCCCUCUUCAGAGAGCUACUGCAGAAGAAAAUUAUUCGUCCCAGUGUACAGUUUAACAAAAGGAUCUCAGACACAAUCAGACCCACCUUUUUUUUUCUACCAUCUCCCCCGUUUUGUCAAGAAAGUGGGUCCCAAACAUGAUUGAGACAACUGUAAAGAGUGGCGUAACAGAACUGCCCAAGAUGGAACUGCAAACAAUUAUCUGUGUAUGUACAUGUGUGGGUUAAUGUAUAUGUAUGUGUGUGUGAUAAAGAAAUACACACAUACAUAUAUAGAACCACAGGACAUUGUAAAAUAUUAUCCCAUGACAUCUUAAGUAGAAAUGAGAAGUAGGGACUUUUAUUCCAUCUUUUUUUUUUUUUCCUUCACGUUUACAUUUUAAUUAUUAAAAUUUGCUUUCCCUCUCCCCUCCUGAACUGUUUUAUGUUGCUUAUAUCACUGCUUUAUAAGUUAUUUUUUAAGGUGAACUCAAAUGAUAAAUUCUUCUGAUUUUGUAAAUGUCUGCCAUUAUGGAUAGGAAUAAAAUUGCUUAUAAGA